Penaeus chinensis is the source of this 607-nucleotide messenger RNA. Its product is annotated as transmembrane protein 151B-like. Lineage: Eukaryota; Metazoa; Arthropoda; Malacostraca; Decapoda; Penaeidae. The record is from RefSeq and is a predicted model, not a curated record. The coding region runs from base 101 to 607 and encodes 168 amino acids. The transcript has 5 exons.
UCCUUGUCAGUUCCUCGCCGCUUGACGUUCGCGAAAUCAAAAGGAUGACCCGCUGAGGAUGCCUUCGUGACCCUGGUGGUCGGAUGAUCCGGAAAAGAAGAUGAGUCCGACGCCCGUGGAGGAGGACACAUCGGAGGAGCAACAGCCAACGCGCCAGACGGUCUGUGAGACUCUUCGCCACGCAGCUAAUUGGAAGUGCUUCAUACUUACUUUGCUCAUCGUGUUCUGUCUCGCCGCCAUCACCUGGUGCAGGCUGACUCAGGUGACCAAAACGAUCGUGAACUUCUCAACGUUCCCCAUAACGAGGAAGCGACACCUCAGCCCAUGUGAGGACGGCUACUUGUACAUACCUGUGGCCUUUUUGGCGAUGCUCUACCUCGUCUACCUGGUCGAGUGCUUCCACUGCCCCACUAGAACACAGAUAACCCACACCACGCCCGCCGCCCACGUUUUAGCAAUGAUUGAGGCCAUGAGGACUGCCCAGCCCGUUAUAUGGUGGAAGGCCAUGUGUUACCACUACGUACGAAGAUCCAGACACGUAACUCGGUACCGUAAUGGGGACGCUUAUACGAGUACACAGUCUGAAUAUGCAUUGUGUGAUAGCUAA